AUGGCGGAGAUGGGGAGAGAGGGGGUGAGAGGGAUGGAGGAGGAGGAGGAGGGGAAGGGGGUGUGGCUGGACUUCGAACGGGGAGAGGCCGGGCGCGCUACGACGCGGACGCGCGCGCGAUUGGGGCAAUGGCCAAGACACUUCCCUUCCUCCACCCCACCUCCACCCACCGACUUCUUCUCCGUCCCCUACCUAAUUCCUCGCUCCCGCCCGCCCCGGCCCCGCUCCGCGCGUGGGAGCCCCACGAGCCAGAGUAGCACCGUCGAGUCCUCCUCCGCCGUAGCCCCUCCACCUAUCGCCCUCCCCCUCCCCCCUUCCUUCGACCUCGACGUCCUCCACCGCGCCGGCGCCGGCGCAGGCGCCGCAGGACCGCGUUUCGCGCUCCGCGCGUUCCCCAUCGGCGUCUCCGCCGCUGCCGCCGCGGCGUUCCCGAUCGCCGCACUCUCGGCGCCGUACCCGUUCUUCAUGGACCCGAUCGCGAGAUCGGAGUACGCCGCCACCGCCGGGGAUCGGCGCCGCCGCUUCGCGCUGCGGCCUCCGCCUCCGCCGCCGCAGCCGAUGCUCGCGGCCGCGCUCCUCCACGGCGGCGCCGCCGCACAGAGCGACUCCGACUCGUCCUCCGUCGUGGAUCUCGUCCCCGCCCACCGAUCUUCUCCGCCGCUUAAAUUCCGCCCGUUCGAUCUCGAUCUCAACCUCCCCCCUCCUCCCGAGAUCGCCUGA
Molecule: messenger RNA, 720 nt
Organism: Ananas comosus (pineapple)
Lineage: Eukaryota; Viridiplantae; Streptophyta; Magnoliopsida; Poales; Bromeliaceae
Product: formin-like protein 5
Exons: 2
Coding region: 1-720 (239 amino acids)
Source: RefSeq, a predicted model, not a curated record